This is a messenger RNA of Lottia gigantea (owl limpet), 783 nucleotides long. RefSeq lists its product as hypothetical. The annotation marks the transcript as partial. The record is from RefSeq and is a predicted model, not a curated record. Lineage: Eukaryota; Metazoa; Mollusca; Gastropoda; Lottiidae. The transcript has 8 exons.
UUGACCUUCAUUAUAGGAGCAAGUUCCGGGAUAGGUGAAGGAACUGCUGUUAUGUUUGCUUCAUAUGGAUCGAAACUGGUGCUAAGUGGACGAAGUGAGGAAAAUCUGAAAAGGGUAAAAGGAAGAUGUAUCGAAGCAGGUCUCCCUGAACAAAAGGUGGUAUAUUUUGCGGGAGAUUUGUGUAACAACGAUGUAAGAAAGAGGUUAAUCGAACUAGCAAAUGAGAAAUUUAACCAACUAGAUGUUUUGGUAAAUAAUGCUGGAAUCUGUCAUCUGGUAGAUCUCUCUGUGACAACACCAGAAUAUUAUGAUGAUAUGAUGAACACCAAUGUAAGAGCUCAAUUCUUCUUAACACAGCAUGCUAUACCUCAUCUUAAAAAAUCAAAGGGUAAUAUCGUCAACGUCUCCAGCCAAUUCUCAACCAUGGCGGUGCCACAAAUGUAUGGUGUUUAUUGUAUGACGAAAGCUACAAUUGACAUGUUUACUAAAUGUCUAGCGUUAGAAUUGGGACCUCAUGGUAUUAGAGUGAAUUCAGUCAACCCAGGAUCUGUGGUUAGUAAUUUGGAGAAAAGAGGACCAACCGGCCUCUCAGACAAAACCUACAAUUAUUUUCUGGGAUUGGAGAAAAAUCGACACCCAAUUGGGCGUGGUGGUUUACCUGAAGAUAUAGCAUGGGCUAUUGUAUUUCUUGCUUGUGAUAAAUCAUCGUUUAUAAGUGGAGAAAGGAUGUAUGUUGAUGGUGCCAGCCAGCAUGUAACUGGUAGUGUUGAAAACCCGGAAUGA